ACUGUGUGCUGUAUUGGAUAUGUUAUAUCCAGAAGUGAGAACAAUUCCGACAGUCUUUGAAUGCAGCACUACAUUGUCAAAACUAAAGCUGUGGAGGCGGUUGAGAGUGGGAUGAGCCGUUGAAUGACCACCAGGCGAGGUGUUUGCACAAGAUAGUGGUGAGAGCCAGCGAGGAUGAUGCCGCAUGUGGGGGCUGUGUUUGCAGCAAUAGCAGGAGUGAUGGCUGUCCUGCUACACUCCUCCAUUCACAAAAUUGAGGAAGGCCAUCUUGCCGUCUACUACAGGGGUGGGGCUUUGCUGACGAGUCCCAAUGGUCCUGGAUAUCAUAUCAUGCUGCCUUUCAUUACUACCUACAGAUCAGUGCAGACUACACUUCAGACUGAUGAGAUCAAGAAUGUACCUUGUGGAACAAGCGGCGGGGUGAUGAUCUAUUUUGAUAGAAUCGAAGUUGUCAACAUGCUGGUCUCCUCAGCAGUUGUGGACAUCGUCAGGAACUACACAGCCGACUAUGACAAAACUCUGAUUUUCAACAAGAUUCACCACGAAUUAAACCAGUUCUGCAGCGUGCACACACUCCAGGAGGUCUACAUAGAGCUCUUUGAUAUAAUUGAUGAAAACCUGAAGACUGCUUUGCAGAAAGACCUUAACGUGAUGGCCCCUGGACUGACCAUACAGGCUGUCCGCGUCACCAAGCCAAAGAUCCCCGAGUCUAUCAGGAGGAACUUUGAACUCAUGGAAGCAGAGAAGACUCGUCUCCUAAUUACUGCUCAGACCCAGAAGGUGGUUGAAAAAGAGGCGGAGACUGAGAGGAAGAAAGCCAUUAUCGAGGCUGAAAAAGUUGCUCAAGUAGCUGAGAUCCAGUACCAGCAGAAGGUAAUGGAGAAAGAGACAGAGAAAAGGAUCUCAGAAAUUGAAGAUGCCGCCUUUGUGGCCAGGGAAAAGGCCAAGGCGGAUGCAGAAUACUACACCGCUGCUAAGUUUGCUGAAGCAAACCAGCUGAAGUUAACUCCCGAGUACCUUGAGCUGAUGAAGUACCAGGCCAUAGCAACUAAUAGCAAGAUCUACUUCGGCCAGGACAUCCCCAACAUGUUUGUGGAGGGAAACCUCGGCCCUCAAAAAGCGGAAAACGGUCACAAGGCACCUGAGCAGGACUUGCUGAAAUCUUAAAAAACUGAUUGUUACACUGAGUCUGAGACAGCAAAGAGCGAUUGGGAGGUUUUGCGUUGAUCAAAAAGCAGAAGGAAGAAGAUAAUAAAAGGGAAUUCUCUUGUUUUUGUUUUUCUAAGUUUAAGAAUGAAAAGCCUGCUAAGAGCUCAUCUGCCUGUAAUGCAACAGCACGAACUUUCCCCAAUUUGCUUAUUUCACUUUUAUUUUUGCUUUUAGCUCAUUCCGCCGUUUGCAAACAUGACUGUUGACACGGCUUAUGUGGACUGGAAUGCAGCGGGUGACGCUAAUUAGAAUCAAGAGGGUAUUUGUUUUGUGUGUAAGAAGAGAUGUUCAAUAACAGGGAGAGGCGUUUAUUUCUUUGGUGUCAAGUUGGGAAUUUCUUGGUUGCCGAGCAAACGGUGCACUGUGGCAUUUGCCUGCUGCUAAAAGAAAGCAAGUUUCCCCCAGAAAAUGCUAAUGAGAAUGUAAACAGUGUUCCAGCGGAAGCGUUUUCUCCCCUUAUUCGGUGUGCUUGUUUGUUGUGAUGAUGAAAGUUGUGCCUACUCAUAUCUGCCAACGCUUUCCGUUUAGAGCUUUUUGAGAUAUCUCAGGAAAAUUAAACUUCGAUACGUUGGGACUUUUUCCUAAUGUUGAUACUGGAUUUAAAUGCUAAUACUUUUAAGUUCUGCUCAUAUUUGCUGUUGUAGGUUAGAAGAAAGCUGUGCGAUGCGAGAGAUGCAAGAAAAUAAGCGUAACGGUUACACAAUCGCUCCACAGUCAGCACAUUGUACAAACUUCAGAGCUCAGUCUUUGCCAAACAAAAUGAGUGGAAUAACACUAGCAUUUUCUUUUUUUUUGGGGGGGGGGCGUAAAACUCGGGGAGUAAUAGUAAUGCUUGUGCAGCGGCUAGUUUGACUUCUUCCUUCUUCUCGGCUUUGUUUUAAGCAAAAUGCGAGCUUGUCAGGUUUAAAGACGGCGGUCAGUCACGCUGUGGUGCAUCAGCGCUGAUGUGAGCCAGGAGAACGAUAUAACUUACUUGUGUUUUGAGAGACACGCGCUGAUGUUUACGUGACUGCCAAAUGGCCGCGCUCUUAGACGGGCUGCGGCGGUGGCUGCAGAUAACCAUGCAAAUGAGGGGUACAAAUCACUAAACAUGAUUUAGUUCUUUCCUGAUAUUUUAUACAAUCUGUGAAAUUCUUUGAAAUUGUUUCUCCUUGUUUUUAAAGGGUUUAUAUGCAAACAAAAACAAUGUUUUGACAAUGUUCUUAAAUAAAGCCUAUUUUGAUACCUCU
Molecule: messenger RNA, 2438 nt
Organism: Syngnathoides biaculeatus (alligator pipefish)
Lineage: Eukaryota; Metazoa; Chordata; Actinopteri; Syngnathiformes; Syngnathidae
Gene: erlin1
Product: ER lipid raft associated 1
Exons: 12
Coding region: 175-1167 (330 amino acids)
Biological process (GO): SREBP signaling pathway
Cellular component (GO): endoplasmic reticulum; endoplasmic reticulum membrane
Molecular function (GO): ubiquitin protein ligase binding; cholesterol binding
Source: RefSeq, a predicted model, not a curated record